Messenger RNA from Colias croceus (clouded yellow), 1063 nucleotides. Its product is annotated as zinc finger protein 830-like. The coding region runs from base 140 to 1033 and encodes 297 amino acids. Gene Ontology annotation, molecular function: zinc ion binding; nucleic acid binding. Lineage: Eukaryota; Metazoa; Arthropoda; Insecta; Lepidoptera; Pieridae. The record is from RefSeq and is a predicted model, not a curated record. The transcript has 5 exons. Gene Ontology annotation, biological process: mitotic DNA damage checkpoint signaling; mitotic DNA replication checkpoint signaling; nuclear DNA replication. Gene Ontology annotation, cellular component: spliceosomal complex; nucleus.
UAGUUAAGGCGUGAUUGAGUAACAGACAGACAGACAGACAGAGUUACUUUCGCAUUUAUAAUAUUAGUAUGGAUUAUAAAGAUAAAUAAUUGACUCUAUUGGAGACUUUAUACCUAACUCUGUACAGUAAUAAAUAAACAUGUCACUAAAAAUGCAAAUGAUAAAGAAAAAAGCUCAAGAUGAAAUGCGUAAACUAAUGAGUGAACGAAAAAGCAAAGAUAAAAAGCCAGCACAAAUUCAAAACCCUCUUGCAAAAUACAACAAUUCUGGGCAGAUAACCUGUGUAUUAUGUUCUUCUGUUGUGCGUUCUGAACAUGUGUGGCCAGUCCAUGUUAAUAGUAAGCAACACAGAAGUAAUGUUGAACUAGCUAAAAAAUUAAAAGAAUUGACCAAUAACUUUACUGGUGGAAAAGUUAAAAAAAGGCUUGCAACUUCAAUUUCUGACGCACCACAAGAGAAAAAAAUUAAAGGUAUUUUAAAAAAUGCUCCUGAAAAGAAACCUGUUAUUAUUGAAAAAACUAUAAACGAUGUUCCAAUCAUAUAUUCACACCAUGAUGAACAAAUUAAAAGAAAGCCCUUAAAUUUACCAUUUGGAGAUGUGGAUAAUAGAAUGAAAGAAUAUGAAGGUGAUGAAGACAAGAAAUCUGAUGAAGAGGCAAAGCUGAGUAAACCAAUUCCAGAGGGAUUUUUCGAUGAUCCAAUAUUAGAUGCAAAGGCACGAAAUAUUGAAUACAAAGAUCCAGUUGAAGAGGAAUGGGAAAGAUUCCAAAAAGAGAUAAAAGAAGAAGCAACUACAUCCGCUGAAAUUAUUGCUGGUGAACAGGAAGAAGCUACAGCAGAGAGACAGAUAGAUGAAAUAGAUGAGCAAAUUAGGAAUUGGUCCAGAGUAUUGGACCUCGAAUUGAAAAAAGAGGAAACUAAAAAGAAAGUUACGGAUAUGGAUGUGAUGGAUGAAAAUGAAGAUAAUGAUUCUGAUAGUGAAGCAGAUCUAAAUGAAUUUUUGGAUUGGCGAGCGAAAAAAUCUUAUAGCUAACUAAAAAUAAAAUGUAUCCCAGUAUGCAGU